Messenger RNA from Verticillium alfalfae VaMs.102, 516 nucleotides. RefSeq names its product ubiquitin-conjugating enzyme. Gene Ontology annotation, molecular function: ubiquitin conjugating enzyme activity. Gene Ontology annotation, cellular component: nucleus. The coding region runs from base 1 to 516 and encodes 171 amino acids. The transcript has 3 exons. Gene Ontology annotation, biological process: DNA damage tolerance; protein K63-linked ubiquitination. Lineage: Eukaryota; Fungi; Ascomycota; Sordariomycetes; Glomerellales; Plectosphaerellaceae. The record is from RefSeq and is a predicted model, not a curated record.
AUGUCUUUGCCGAAGCGUAUCACUGACAAGGUGCCUCGCAGGGUUCCCGGCAUCAGCGCUGUCCCCCACGAGGACAACCUCCGCUACUUUGACGUCGAGAUCCACGGUCCCACGCAGUCUCCGUACGAAGCUCGUGAAUCAACAACACCACAGGCGGUAUCUUCAAGCUCGAGCUUUUCUGGUGGUGGAUUCAUGACGCCCCCCAAGAUUCGCUUCCUCACCAAGAUCUUCCACCCCAAUGUUGACAAGCUCGGCCGCAUCUGUCUCGACGUCCUCAAGAGUAUGCCCGCCAACCCCCUGCAAGGACCCAAACACUCGCUAACCCUCUCUCCUCGCAAAGACAACUGGUCCCCCGCCCUCCAGAUCCGCACGAUCCUCCUGUCCAUCCAGGCGCUCCUCGGCGCGCCCAACCCCGACGACCCCCUCGCCGCCGAUGUGGCCAAGAGCUGGAAGGAGGACGAGCAGGCCGCGAUAGCCACGGCGAAGGAGUGGACGGCAAAGUAUGCCAAGGCUUAA